Molecule: messenger RNA, 255 nt
Organism: Sphaeroforma arctica JP610
Lineage: Eukaryota; Ichthyosporea; Ichthyophonida
Exons: 1
Source: RefSeq, a predicted model, not a curated record
GGGGUCAUACCCGCUGCUGAGGAAGUGUUGGAGACAGACCCAUUGUCGUACCGUAAGACUGGGCCGUUGCAACUAUUGGCCGAGGGACAACAUCAGUACAAGAAGCGCUUCUUCUCACUGCGAAACGGCCGCCUGACACACUGUGGCAUGCAAAUUAAAAACGAGUUCCUGAAGAGGUGCGUGUGCACGUAUGUAGGAUUAUGGGUAUGCGCACCAACCGUUCGUGAACACGCAUGUGUAUUCGAGUACUUGUAG